Molecule: messenger RNA, 1161 nt
Organism: Fusarium tjaetaba
Lineage: Eukaryota; Fungi; Ascomycota; Sordariomycetes; Hypocreales; Nectriaceae
Product: citrate synthase
Exons: 2
Biological process (GO): tricarboxylic acid cycle; citrate metabolic process; carbohydrate metabolic process
Cellular component (GO): mitochondrial matrix
Source: RefSeq, a predicted model, not a curated record
GUCUGGGAGGGUUCCGUCCUCGACUCUGAGGAGGGUAUCCGAUUCCGUGGCAAGACCAUCCCUGAGUGCCAGGAGCUUCUCCCCAAGGCUCCCGGUGGCAAGGAGCCUCUUCCCGAGGGUCUCUUUUGGCUUCUCCUGACUGGCGAGGUUCCUACUGAGCAGCAGGUUCGCGACCUCUCCGCUGAGUGGGCUGCCCGCUCCGAUCUUCCCAAGUUCGUCGAGGAGCUCAUCGACCACUGCCCUACCGACCUUCACCCUAUGGCCCAGUUCUCUCUGGCUGUCACCGCUCUCGAGCACACAUCCAGCUUCGCCAAGGCUUACGCCAAGGGUAUCAACAAGAAGGAGUACUGGGGUUACACUUUCGAGGAUUCCAUGGACCUCAUUGCUAAGCUCCCCAACAUCGCUUCUCGCAUCUACCAGAACGUCUUCAAGGGCGGAAAGGUCGCUCCCAUCCAGAAGGACAAGGAUUACUCCUACAACUUCGCCAACCAGCUCGGCUUCGCCGACAACGCCGACUUCGUCGAGCUCAUGCGUCUCUACCUCACCAUCCACACCGAUCACGAGGGUGGUAACGUCUCUGCCCACACCACUCACCUUGUCGGCAGUGCUCUCAGCUCUCCUUUCCUCUCUUUGGCCGCUGGUCUCAAUGGUCUCGCCGGUCCCCUCCACGGUCUUGCUAACCAGGAGGUCCUGAACUGGCUCACUGAGUUCAAGAAGUCUGUCGGUGACGAUCUCAGCGACAAGGCCAUCACUGACUACCUCUGGUCCACCCUCAACGCCGGCCGUGUCGUCCCCGGUUACGGUCACGCCGUCCUCCGAAAGACUGACCCUCGUUACAUGGCUCAGCGUGCUUUCGCCCAGGAGAAGAUGCCCAACGACCCCAUGUUCAAGCUCGUCUCCCAGGUCUACAAGAUCGCUCCUGGUGUCCUCACCGAGCACGGCAAGACCAAGAACCCUUACCCUAACGUCGAUGCCCACUCCGGUGUCCUUCUCCAGUACUACGGUCUUACUGAGGCCAACUACUACACCGUCCUCUUUGGUGUCUCUCGCGCCAUCGGUGUUCUUCCCCAGCUUAUCAUUGACCGCGCUCUUGGUGCCCCCAUUGAGCGACCCAAGUCUUUCUCCACCGACAAGUGGGCCGAGCUCGUCAAGAAGCUGUAA